AUGCCUCAAGAAGAUAAAAUUACUGUUUACUGGUUAGCUCACUCCAGGGCUCAAAGAAUUGUGUGGUUGUUGGAGGAAUUGGGAUUGGAAUAUAACUUGCACAUGGAGGAUCGUGUUCAAAUGGUUAGAGCCCCAGAAAGCUACAAAAAGUACCAUCCAUUAGGUAAAACUCCAGUUGUUCACAUUGAAAAGCCUGAUGGCACUAUUAAGAAAUUUGCUGAAUCAGGAUUCAUCACUCAAUAUUUGAUUGAACACUACGAUACCACUGGUAAAUUUAAACCAGCUACUGAGGACGAUAAGGACUUGAUUGACUACUUCAACCAUUACUCUGAGGGUACUAUUCAACCAUUGUUGGUUGGUUUGUUGGUUAACAACGUUGCAGGAAAGUCGGUUCCAUUCCCUGUGAGUUUGUUGGUGAAAACAGUCGUUGGUAAAAUAGAUCAAGGUUAUUACCAACCAGAAACUGAAAAGAAUGUGAAAUACUUAAAUGACUUCUUAAAAGCUCAACAUGCUAAAGGCAGAAAAUGGUUUGUUGGCGAUAAGAUUUCUGCUGCUGAUAUUAUGUUGUCAUUCCCAAUUCAAAGUGUGAUUACUUCGGACAGAGGUGCAACUAGCAAACCAGUCAAAGAGAGCUAUCCUGAUGUUUACCAAUACUUCCAGGACAUUACUUCAGAGCCAGCAUGGAUUAGAGCUGCUGAGAAGGUGAAAGGCUAUGACCACGUUGUCAUCAAUGGUAAGUUGUAA
Lodderomyces orthopsilosis Co 90-125 is the source of this 744-nucleotide messenger RNA. Its product is annotated as glutathione S-transferase. The transcript has a single exon. Bases 1 to 744 code for a protein of 247 amino acids. The record is from RefSeq and is a predicted model, not a curated record. Lineage: Eukaryota; Fungi; Ascomycota; Pichiomycetes; Serinales; Debaryomycetaceae.